Formica exsecta is the source of this 1222-nucleotide messenger RNA. It is a transcript of the gene Nurf-38, whose product is annotated as inorganic pyrophosphatase. Gene Ontology annotation, molecular function: magnesium ion binding; inorganic diphosphate phosphatase activity. The transcript has 8 exons. The record is from RefSeq and is a predicted model, not a curated record. Gene Ontology annotation, cellular component: cytoplasm. NCBI's taxonomy places the organism in Eukaryota, Metazoa, Arthropoda, Insecta, Hymenoptera, Formicidae. Gene Ontology annotation, biological process: phosphate-containing compound metabolic process. Bases 97 to 1074 code for a protein of 325 amino acids.
UGUACGCGCCGCUAGUGUACGACCUAGAAAAAGCGUCUUACGAAAAACGGCAGCAUGGUGACUCUCAGCAACUCUCAGUCUUCUCUCUAAUUGCACAUGUUACGUCGUCAAAGUUUAUUGAAACUCGUUACUCUGUCGCGAUUCAUAGCAAUCGGCGAACCGGUAUUGAAACGAUUUACUGCGUUUGUGAAACUUUUCGAAAAUAUGUACACAAUCGUUGAGAGGGGUGCGCUUAACAGCACGGACUACAGGAUAUUUUUCAAAAAUGAUCUGGGAGUACCAAUCUCACCCAUGCAUGACAUUCCACUCUAUGCCGAUAAAAAGAAUAAAAUAAUGAAUAUGAUUGUUGAAAUACCUAGAUGGACAAAUGCUAAAAUGGAGAUCUGUUUGAAAGAAUCUUUGAAUCCUAUUAAGCAAGAUGUUAAGAAUGGUAAAUUAAGAUUUGUUGCUAAUUGUUUCCCUCAUCAUGGAUAUAUAUGGAAUUAUGGAGCUUUGCCACAGACAUGGGAAAAUCCUGAAGUUUUGGAUGACGCAACAGGCUGCAAAGGUGACAAUGAUCCUAUUGACGUUCUUGAAAUAGGCUACAGGGUUGCAAAGCGAGGUGAAGUAUUAAAAGUAAAAAUUCUUGGAACAGUGGCACUCAUUGACGAAGGUGAGACUGAUUGGAAGAUUAUUGUAAUUGAUGUUAAUGAUCCUUUGGCAAACCAAAUGAAUGAUAUAAGCGAUAUCGAGAAACAUUAUCCAGGUUUAUUAAAAGCCACAAUUGAAUGGUUUAAGAUAUAUAAAAUUCCAGAUGGAAAGCCGGAAAAUCAAUUUGCAUUUAAUGGUGAAGCAAAACCACGAGAUUUUGCACUGCACAUUAUUGAUGAAGUGCAUCAACAUUGGCAAAAUUUAUUAAAACAGGAAGUUCCAACUAGUGGAAUAAUAUGUUCUAAUGUAACAGUGGAGGGUAGUUCUUUUAAGAUCACCACAGAAGCUGCUAAAGAGAUUUUAGGAAAAGAAUCUGAGCCAAUAGAACCUCAAUCUGUAGAACCGAUAGUUGACAAAUGUUAUUUUAUACAUCCCGAACUAUAACAAGGAUUAUAAUGCGCAGAAGGAUUUAAUUAAAUAUUCAACUCAUAACAUUGCUGAUAAUUGCAUACAUUAUAAUUAAUAGUUUUAUUUAUUUCAUUAUUUUUAUAUUUUGGUUAUAUGAGAUGUUAUAAUAUAUGAUUUCAGUCGA